GUCAACUAUGAAAGCCGAGGAUGUGCCUGGAACACAAGCAUCAACCCCUCCAUUUCGAUUUGAGACGACGGCAGUUCCGGCGCCGGUUAGCUGAAGCAACUCGACCAUUGUUGACGCCAAGGUAAACGACAGCGGAGAAUGUUGUUCCUCUCGCUUUUCGGGGCGCUUCUCGCCUACGCUCUCUACAUUGCUGGCCCCUUUGUCCAUCGGAGGCUCACCGUGCUGGGCGUCUUGCGGAGAUACCCAGCCGGCAGCGUCUACAGCGGUGAAGUGAUUGCUAUCCCCGACACGGUUCACUGCGAAGACGUUCACUACCACGCGCCCAGCGGGACUCUCUUCACUGCAUGCGAGGACAACGCGGAGAUCAGGUUCAAGUGGUUUCCGCCGCUGGCCACCUUUGACGACCCGGAGCUGGCCAGCAGGAGCCAGGGGUCGAUUCAUGUGGUCGACCCCAAGACCAUGAAAUCACGGAGGCUUAAGUUCGAGAACUUUGAGGGUCCAUUCAUUACCCACGGAAUCGACGUGAUCCCGGAUCCGGAACGGCCAAAUGGAGAGGCCGUGUACAUCUUCGCCGUCAACCACGUCCCGGAGACCCAGGCUUCCGGCCAGAAGGGACCGGGUGCCCGCUCGCAACUCGAGGUCUUCCACCACGAUAUCGGGUCCUCAUCCGUCAAGCAUCUCCGCUCCGUGUGGCACCCCUUGAUCAAGACGCCAAACGACAUCUUCGCUCAGAGCCCGACCUCCAUCUACGUAACAAACGACCACCGGCACCGCUAUCCUGGCUUGAUGCGCACACUCGAGGACUUCUACCCCGGCGCAAAGUGGACAGAGGUUGUGCACAUCCGGCUCGACUCUCUGGCCCCAGCUGACCAAUCCGCCACCGCCGGCGUGACCGGCAGCAUUGCUUUGGCCCCAAUUCACAACAGCAACGGCCUUGGACACGGCCGAUCCGACAAUGAGAUCCUCAUUGCCAGCUGCACCAGCGGAGUGCUCCACAUCGGCCGGGUCUCGAGCGACGACAGGAGCGGCAACGGCAACAUCACGCUCGUCGACUCGAUCGAGUUCGACCACGUCGUCGACAACCCCAGCUACUUCUCCGACCCCUACGCCAGCAGCACCACUGGCAACGGCGACCGCAGCGGCGUCCUCGAAACCGGCCUGGCGCGCGCCAUCGACCUGAGCAAGACCCGGCAGGACCCGACGGCCAAGGACCCCGUCAUGGUCACGUACGCUCGGCCGACUGCGCCGGGCCGCUGGGAGAAACGGGUGCUGCUGGAGGAUGACGGUACCAGGAUCCGGAGCGGGAGCGCGGCUGUUCUGGUUGCCAUCGAGCCGGAAAAGGACAAGGCGUCCCGGAAGGCCUGGCUUUUUGUGACGGGCUUCGUGUCGCAGAGCAUGAUUGCUGUCAAAGUCGACCUGUGAUGAUGAGUAUUUCGCAUUCACUGCAGAAAACGAGUUUCUAGCCAUUCUUUACACCGCAUCCACCAUUCCAUCUGUUGCCUCUGUCGUCGAAACGGGUCUCGGCGGAUGACGCUCCUUCCAUAUUGCGGAGUGCCGUUAACGACGUCCUGGCGGAACUCAGUUUUCAGACGGCAAGGGU
Molecule: messenger RNA, 1600 nt
Organism: Thermothielavioides terrestris NRRL 8126
Lineage: Eukaryota; Fungi; Ascomycota; Sordariomycetes; Sordariales; Chaetomiaceae
Exons: 2
Coding region: 139-1422 (427 amino acids)
Source: RefSeq, a predicted model, not a curated record